AUGGCGAUGAUGAUGACUGGCCUUGUGCUGCUGGUGUGUGCCCUCUGCGUGCUGUGGUGCGGUGCCGGCGGUGGAGUUGCGGACGGUGGUGAAGAAGAGCUUGUGGAGCUCGUUGUGCCCUCAUCCCGGCCUAAUGAAGCACAAGAAUUACAAAGAGUGGAAUCGCGGGACAAGGGAGAUUCUGAAAAAGACGAGCAAGUCGAUGAAGCAAAGCCUCAAAAACAACUCCAAGACGGAGGAGACCACCAAGCAGAAGGUCUACUUCUACCGGUUGAACAACCUGUAGAAGUACAACUGCAAUCUGAAAGUCCUCGAGUCGAAGAAACGGAGAACGACACCGAAGAAGAACAACGGAGGAAACAACAAAAAUCAAGCGUUGAACAUAAAACCAGAAAAGAACCCGCAGAUAAAUCCCAGGGAGGCAGUGGAAAAGGUGAUGUACCUAAAGAAAAUGAAAAGCAAAAAGUAAAGGAACCUAUUUCUCAAAGUAGAGAAGAAGUUGUUGCACCUGGCACAGGUACUCCGGAAGCGAUUUUAAGUCAGAGUCACCAGGAAGCAUCACGCAACCUUGUAGGGAAAAAUCUGGCGGAAAACAAAGAAAUUGCUAAAGAAAAUAAUGUUAAACGGGAAGAAAAAGACAAGAAACGUGAACCACAAGAACAACGUCACUUACAACAACAAAACGGCAAACAAGAGGCGCUGCAUGGCUCACCCACAGGGCCAGCGGCAACGCAAGGCUCACUGGCACCUGCACCAACGGGGAAAUUGCAACAGACGCACACCAGCGCCGGUUCAACAAAACAGCCAGUAGAAGAAGCUCCCUUAACUGAAACGGAGAUUACAUCGAAUGGAACUAGCGACCCAGCAUCGCCAUCUGUUACUGCACGUGCUGGUGAUGCUUCCACUUCUGACGCCGAAAAGGAAGAAGUGAAGGUUCAAACCAAUGCUGAAUCCUCAAAAACAGCAGUGAAAGAAAAAGACGACCAACAUGAGCACCUUACAGAAAAUAAAAAAGAAUCCGCGAAAGAUAAAAACGCCAUUCGUACCAAUGCUACCGCCAAUACGGACGACCGUGACGGCAGCACCGC
This is a messenger RNA of Trypanosoma cruzi, 1088 nucleotides long. RefSeq names its product mucin-associated surface protein (MASP), putative. Lineage: Eukaryota; Euglenozoa; Kinetoplastea; Trypanosomatida; Trypanosomatidae. The record is from RefSeq and is a predicted model, not a curated record. The annotation marks the transcript as partial. The transcript has a single exon.